AUGGGCUUCGCCGAUGAGAAUGCCAUUCCUGCCGGCGGCGCCAAGGUGAAGUCGGCAGUCACACGAGGACGGCCGCUGCGUGAGGUGAAUCGCUGCGCAGACAAGGGCCUGGCGCCCAGCAGCGCGGAGCUUGAGAAGAGGUACAUUGAUGCCAAGCGUAACGAGCUUCGAGAGGGGCGGCUUCGCAACGAGCGAUCUUGCCAUGCUGCCAUUCACAAGCCGUCGGUGUACACCAAGCUCACAACCAAGGCCACCGUGCCCCAUGAGUUCAACCUCAGCUGCUCUCGGCGGAGCGUGGGGGCAUGCUCUGAAGACUCCGACAUGGAUGUGGAGCCCGGGGCGGAGUGGACCUCUUCUUUGCGGAGGGGUCGCUCCUCGAGCCGAAGUCGCCAGCCCGAGUUGACGGUUCCUCGAGGCCCUCGUUUGCACACCUCCUGGCGACCUCGGAGCACGGCUCGGGGCCUCUCAGCCGAACCCCGGGAGGCCGAUGUCUCCUGGUACCGCUCCCUGCGCUCGGCGUCCCAGCGGUAG
This is a messenger RNA of Symbiodinium sp. CCMP2592, 531 nucleotides long. The record is from the annotation of a GenBank genome assembly. Lineage: Eukaryota; Dinophyceae; Suessiales; Symbiodiniaceae.